CUAAACAACAAAGGAAAACCUGAGGCUCAAACCCUUUUAUCGUUGGAGCUACCUAAUGAGACUUUUAGCAAAUUUAUCAGCACCCUAUAUCAAAUUGUGGGGAAGGAAAAGACUCAUUAUGCUGGAACUUCUUAGUUAAUGGGGAAUUCACACUAAAAAGUGUGUACCAGAAUGAUGUAGGAAUUAAGAUGUUUUCCUAAGGAAAUCAUAAUCAUUCUUGGUCAUAGAUUUGGAAACUCUAUAUCCCACUGAAAUGAAAAAUUUUCAUGUGGAAUGUGUUCUGGAGAUUCCACAUUCACACUUCUAGCAAGGAGAAGCAUAACCAUGCAACCUGAAUGUCCACCAUGCAAAACUCAACUUGGGAUAGACUGCUUGCUAUUAAUAACAAAUUGCUAGUUGUGCUUAUUUUGUAUCAGACUUGAUUUAUUAAUUUGCUCUCUUCUGAUUAAAAGUAGAGCCAUGGAGCAUGAACAUAACUGAGAAAUGAACAACGCACCCCACCACUGCCUCUCUUUGUUAACCAGCUGCAAAACUCUCAAAAUCCUCAAACAAAUCCACGCUUCUCUCGUCAAAACCGGCCACCACUCCGACCCUUUUUUCGCCGGAAAGCUAAUUCUCCAUAGCGCAGUAACGGUUCCCGGUGCUCUCCACUACGCUCGCCGUUUCUUCCUUAACUUCCCAAACCCGGAUGUCUUCAUGUAUAACACGCUUAUUCGAGGGUUCUCGGAAUCGGGUAUCCCUCAGAAUUCAAUAUUUACUUUCAUAGAUAUGUGUGGGAAAUCAUUGGUUCCUCCUGAUAGCUUCUCUUUCGCGUUUGUUCUUAAGGCGGCGGCAAAUCACGGGUCGUUGAGAACUGGGAUUCAGCUUCAUUGUCAAGCUCUGAUUCAUGGUUUCGAAACCCAUUUGUUUGUUGGUACGACCUUGAUUAGCAUGUAUGGAGAAUGCGGCUCUGUUUAUUUUGCGAAGAAAGUGUUUGACCAAAUGCGUGAACCAAAUGUUGUAGCUUGGAAUGCUGUUAUCACGGCUUGUUUUAGGUGUGGUGAUGUAAAGGGUGCACGAAAAAUGUUUGAUAUGAUGCCUUUUAAGAAUUCGACUUCAUCGAAUGUAAUUCUUGCAGGGUAUGCGAAAGCUGGUGAGAUGGAGAUUGCCAGGAAAGUGUUUUGGGAUAUGAAAGUGAAGGAUAAUGUUUCUUGGAGUACUAUGAUUGCCGGAUUAGCGCAUAAUGGGUUCUUUGAUGAGGCUUUUGCGUACUUUAGGGAGUUGCGAAUGAUAGGGUUGAGACCGAAUGAGGUUAGCUUGACUGGGGUGCUCUCAGGCUGCGCACAAGUUGGGGCAUCUGAGUUUGGUAAAAUCUUACAUGGAUUUAUUGAGAAAUCUGGGUUUAAUUGGAUUCCUACCGUGAACAAUGCACUUGUGGAUAUGUAUGCAAGGUGUGGGAAUGUAGGGAUGGCUCGAUUAGUUUUUCGGAGUAUGCUACAUAAAAGUGUUGUUUCUUGGACAUCAAUGAUAGAGGGGCUUGCAAUGCACGGUUAUGCGGAAGAGGCGAUACGGGUUUUCCAUGAGAUGGAAGGAUGCGGAAUUAGGCCAGAUUGGAUUACCUUUGUUUCACUCCUAUACGCUUGUAGUCAUGCCGGGUUGAUUGAACAAGGAUGUAACUAUUUUUCUACGAUGAAGGAUGUGUAUGAUAUCGAACCUACAGUUGAGCACUAUGGCUGCAUGGUUGAUUUGUAUGGUCGAGCUGGUUACCUACAGAAGGCUUAUGACUUUGUAUGUCAAAUGCCAAUAACGCCUAAUGCUAUAAUUUGGCGAACUCUUCUUGGUGCUUGCGGCAUUCAUGGGAAUGUUGAGUUGGCAGAGCAAGUAAAGGCGAGACUUUUUGAUCUAGAACCUGAUGAUUCGAGUGAUAAUGUGCUGCUGUCAAAUAUUUAUGCAGUUGCAGGGAAAUGGAAGGAUGUCGCCACUGUGAGGCAGUCAAUGACAGAUCAGAAGAUUAAGAAAACACCUGGUUGGAGUAUGAUCGAAGUUGACAGGACAAUGUAUAGGUUCGUGGCAGGGGAAAAAACGAAUAAGACUACAGCAGAGGCUUACGAGAAGCUUAAGGAGAUAAUUAAAAGGCUUAGGCUUGAGGGAGGUUAUGUUCCUGAAGUUGCAAGUGUGUUGCACGAUGUAGAUGAGGAAGAAAAGGAAGAUUCGGUAUCCAAACACAGCGAGAAGCUUGCUGUAGCUUUCGGGAUCUCAAGGCUUUGUAAGGGGAGGGUUAUAAGAAUAGUAAAGAAUCUGAGAAUAUGCAGAGAUUGUCAUACUGUUAUGAAGUUGAUCUCUAAGGUUUAUGGAUUAAAACUUGUUGUCAGAGAUCGAAGUCGGUUUCACUCAUUCGAUGAUGGCGCUUGUUCUUGCAAAGAUUACUGGUGAUUUGAGAAGAAAUUCGAGUCUUCAACUGUUGGAAUGCCAUCAAUUUCGGCACACUGAACGAAAGCAGAGGAGCAGACAAGUAUGGCGAGGCUGUAUCAAAUUUUUGAGUCUUUCAUCAAAUAUGGGUGGAGAUAUUCACCUGAACCUGAUUGUGUUCAAGUGGAACUAAUCGAUUUUAGAUGACUGUGAAUAUUGAUCCACUUUGCACCAAAACAAAUUAUUCUUAAUGCCUUUAACAUUACACAA
Molecule: messenger RNA, 2658 nt
Organism: Gossypium arboreum
Lineage: Eukaryota; Viridiplantae; Streptophyta; Magnoliopsida; Malvales; Malvaceae
Product: pentatricopeptide repeat-containing protein At1g74630
Exons: 1
Coding region: 484-2412 (642 amino acids)
Biological process (GO): RNA modification
Molecular function (GO): protein binding; RNA binding; zinc ion binding
Source: RefSeq, a predicted model, not a curated record